GGUGAUGGGGAAGAAGAAUCGGGAGCUACAGGUGUUUCAUGAGAGCAAAUAGCUAAAAAAAAAAAAGAAAAGUUUAGACAUAUGUGGAGAUCAACAUAUAUGACUUUGGACAAGAAUGAGAAAGAGAGAGAAUCUACAUUUGUCAAGAAAGGUAACUGCGAGAGAUCCCAGAAAAGAAAAGUCUCACAGGCCAAUUCCAUAAGGAUAGAGCCAUUUAGAAAACGGGAGAGAAGUAGAUACCAGAAAACUAGCCAACGUAGAUUGUCAUCAGAAUGGAGGCGAAACGGACACUGCAAAACUGAUCUUCAGGGUCCCUCUAGGAAUCUUCUGUAACUCACCGAAACCUACAGAAAAGUUUCCACUCCAGAAAACAUCCACCGGAUUGAUCACACCAUGACAACAAUACUGCUAUAAAAUCUGGCAUUUUAGCAAGGCAAUGCACCUUCCAAGCUCAUUACUCUUCCUUUCCUACCACCCUAGGUGGGCCUCAUCAGUUUCUAUUUUCUUCCUUUUUCUCUUCCUCUCACCAAGCAAAGUUUGGACUGCCACCUUCCGAAUUGGCCUUGUGGGACCUUGGACUUGUGACCCCUUUUUGUCUAAAGCCUUCCCUGAGGUAGCUGCCAAGCUGGCACUCUCUGAUUUAAGUAGAGAUAAAUCUCUAAUCUCUGGACUUUGGUUUGACCAUAUUCUCAUAACUGAAGGAUGUUCUGCCCCUCGUGCUUUUGCGGCCUUUUCUCUCAUGGAACAUUCAGUUGCUGCCUUUGUUGGCCCAGCCAACCCAGGAUACUGUUCUUCUGCAAGCCUAUUGGCAAAAGCUUGGAACAAACCAAUGGUCUCAUGGUCCUGUCUAGGGGUUCUGAGCCCGCUGCCACAUCCAGUCCAUGUUCUCUAUACUGUCUUGAGCUUUUUUCGCUGGGCAGGGGUAGCAGUAGUGAUUGGUCCCCAAGAACUAUGGGCCGGAGCAGGGAAGGAGCUGGCUGAUGCUCUGCGUAGCUGGGGACUUCCGGUAGGACCCAUAGUUACCAUGGAUGCAGGUGAAGAAGGUGCAGGGGAGGCUCUGCGGAGGCUAAAGAGAAGGCGGAGAGUGAGAGUAAUCGUUAUGUGCAUGAAAUCUGUCCUCAUCGGAGGUGAGGACCAACGGCACCUUCUUGAAGUAGCCCAUGAUUUGCGUAUGACUGAUGGCUCCCUUGUCUUCAUUCCUUACGACACUCUGCUGUAUAGUCUUCCAUAUGACCAGCCACAUCCAAUUUUAACCAAUAACACCAAACUGCGACAAGCAUAUGAUGCAGUUCUUACUAUCACAGUUUCCUCACAGCAAGGAAAUUUUUAUGACAUGUUUAAAAAUGCAAGAGAUAACCAUGAGGUGCCACAACAUAUUGACCCAAUGGAGGUUUCACCACUUUUUGCUACCAUCUACAACUCCAUCUACCUCCUUGCAACAGCUGUAGAUAGGUCGUAUAAAUCAGGGCAACGGAUUACUGCCAAUUCCAUUGCACGUCAUAUUCCAAACGUACGCCUUAAGGGAUUCGGGUUUCCUAUAGCCCAUGAUGAAGAUGGUGAUUCUGAAACUCCUUACAUAAUCCUAGAUACAGAUGGGAAGAGUGGGCAACUUAUACCUGUAUAUAAGGUCCAUCAAGCAAGAGGUGAACUCAGCCAUAUAAGGGAUAUUCAUUUCCCUUAUGGAUACCGCCCUGGAACUGAUUCUGAUUGCUGGUUUGAUCGAAGUUCAAUCUGCAUUGGUGGGGUGGAUCCAACAUUUGUGCUGCUAAUCUUCAUUCUAAUUUCAAGUUUUGUGAUCACCGGAGCUUCACUCGCCUGCUACAUCAGGAGAAGGAUUCAGCAAGCAAAACAGUUGAAAGGGCCCAAUAAAAUUAUCCUUAACUUGCAAGAUCUGGCAUUCAUCCACACACAGAGCAGGAAGAAGGUGACAGAUGACAGCAAGUCCAGUCUUCUUGGAAGAAGUGUCAGUGACAUGAGGACACCUAGACAUUCCAUAUCCGGAAAAAGCAUGCUAGCUGCUUCUCCGCACACCACCAAUGUAGGGGUGUAUGAGGGUGACUGGGUGUGGCUGAAAAAAUUUCCUGGUGAAAAGCAUGGAGAGAUCCGACCAGCAACAAGAAACGUCUUCCGCACGCUCCGUGAGUUACGACAUGAGAAUGUUAACCUUUACUUGGCAAUGUUUCAUGAUAUGGGGGUGAUCGGUGUUGUAUCAGAGCACUGCUCACGUGGAAGCCUGGAGGACCUUAUUCAGAACCAGGACAUGAAAUUGGACUGGAUGUUCAAAUCUUCCCUUUUGCUCGAUCUCAUCAAGGGUUUGAAGUUCCUGCAUCAUCGCGAGAUUGCUCACGGGCGUAUCAAGUCGCGAAAUUGUGUUGUUGAUGGGAGAUUUGUCCUUAAAGUUACAGACCAUGGAAUUAAUGAUCUUUAUGAUGCCCAAAGACUGGAUUCAGUAGACCCACAACCUGAGGACCUGUUUUGGACAGCACCGGAACUCCUCCGAGACCCUCUAUUCAGUCAGAGAGGUACCUAUAGAGGAGACGUUUACAGCUUUGCCAUUGUAACCCAGGAAGUUAUUAUACGAGGUUCUCCAUACUGUAUGUUAGAGCUGUCUGCUGAUGAAAUAAUACGCAAGGUUCGCCGGCCUCCCCCACUGUGCCGUCCUUCUGUCUCCUUGGACCAGGCCCCUCCUGAAUGUAUCCAACUAAUGAAGCAGUGUUGGAGUGAACAUCCUGAAAGAAGACCAAACAUUGAUCAGAUCUUCGACCAGUUUAAGACUAUAAAUCGUGGACGGAAGACCAACAUAAUUGACUCAAUGCUACGGAUGUUGGAACAAUAUUCCAGUAACUUAGAGGACCUGAUCCGUGAGAGAACAGAGGAACUGGAGGUUGAGAAACAGAAGACAGACAAGCUUCUCACUCAAAUGCUUCCUCCGUCAGUUGCUGAGGCUCUGAAGACGGGUGUUCCAGUGGAACCAGAACAUUUUGACCAGGUCACUAUCUACUUUAGUGACAUAGUAGGGUUCACCACCAUCUCCUCCCUAAGUGACCCCAUCGAGGUUGUCGACCUUCUGAAUGACCUCUACACAUUAUUUGAUGCCAUUAUUGGUUCCCAUGAUGUCUACAAGGUGGAGACUAUAGGUGAUGCCUACAUGGUGGCUUCUGGUCUCCCUAAAAAAAAUGGGAAUCGUCAUGCGGCUGAGAUAGCAAACAUGUCCCUGGAUAUUUUGAGCUCGGUGGGGUCCUUUAAAAUGAGGCAUAUGCCUGAGGUCCCUGUGAAAAUUCGAAUAGGGCUUCACUCAGGUCCAUGUGUGGCUGGUGUGGUGGGACUCACAAUGCCACGAUACUGCCUCUUUGGAGAUACCGUCAACACCGCAUCACGCAUGGAAUCAACUGGACUUCCAUAUCGUGUCCAUGUGAACGUUAGCACAGUCAACAUUUUGCUGUCUUUGAAGGAGGGGUACAAGAUGGACGUGAGGGGCAAAACUGAGCUUAAGGGUAAAGGAGCAGAAGAAACCUAUUGGUUGGUAGGAAAGGAAGGUUUUAAUAAACCUCUGCCAACACCACCUGACAUAAUACCUGGGAACAGUAAUCAUGGAAUAAGUCUGGAUGAAAUCCCUGAAAGUAGGAGGAAAAAACUAGAAAAAGAGAGAGAGAUUGUUAAAAUGCAGAAGAUGAAGUAACUUUUCUGGAAUCCCUUCAUGUUAAGUCACUUCUUGUUGGGAUGAACAAUCCAAAAUGGAAUCUUGGAGACGACUUUUGUUCUCUUGUACUGGGUGUCUUUUAUCUCUAGAAUGUUUUAUACCAAAUUGGAUAACACUCGGACCAAAUGGUCAAGUUCUAGUAUGUGGCUAUGAUGGACUUUGUCUAGUCAUCCUUUAAAGACUCUAUCAACCUGGAAGGAUGUGUCACCAAUGACCUUCUCCUUCACUAUUAGACACUCCGUGGUGGCUGAUAUCGAAAAUCAGGACAUUAUGCACCGUAAUUGGGAUAUGAAAUUCUCCUCAUCUGGAGUGAGCAUUUUCACUGUUAUGACAUUUUUGAAAAAAUGUGUGAAAU
Pelobates fuscus (common spadefoot toad) is the source of this 4055-nucleotide messenger RNA. It is a transcript of the gene GUCY2D, whose product is annotated as guanylate cyclase 2D, retinal. Lineage: Eukaryota; Metazoa; Chordata; Amphibia; Anura; Pelobatidae. Bases 437 to 3679 code for a protein of 1080 amino acids. The transcript is spliced from 20 exons. Gene Ontology annotation, biological process: intracellular signal transduction; protein phosphorylation; cGMP biosynthetic process. Gene Ontology annotation, molecular function: guanylate cyclase activity; peptide receptor activity; ATP binding. Gene Ontology annotation, cellular component: plasma membrane. The record is from RefSeq and is a predicted model, not a curated record.